GUCUGAUCGUGCUGGCCACCAUCACCCCUGAAUCAUCUCUGGACUCUGGCCACGAGACCAAUUCAUCCGAGCUGACAGACAUGUCGGAGAUGGUGUCCGCCAUGAAACAACGUCAGAACGCCACCUACUUCCUGGCCCAGCACAUCAACAAGGAGAGCCUCCUGGCCCGCAAGGACCUGCCUUUCCGGAUCCCAAGCUGCGCGACCCAGGCUGUCCUGACAGCCCCGUACCCUCUGGGGCGCCAAGAGGCUGGCCCUACGGUGGCGGCGGCGGCGGCGGCAGCAGCCCGCAAGGUGGCCCUCCCCGGCCAAGGCCCCGGCCCCAUGGGCAACAGGAGAAGAUUGGAGCCUGCUGAAGUGCAGACCCACCGAGAGCUCUCCCCGGCCCUGGCUGUGCACCCGGCACUGGCCUCGCAGCUCAGCAGUGAGCCACGGAGCCAGGGCUUGGUGCCCUGGGGAGCCGAAGGCAAGGAUCCCGAGCCCCCGAAGGCCGCCCUGGAGAUGUCUCUGAGGGCCACCCCCUCUGCUCUGAGUGGAGAGCAGGCCGCAGAGCUGAGGGAGAAGGUGCCCAAGGAAGUCAGGCUGAGUCCCAAGCUCAUCUUGGACUCCAAGGGCAGCGUGACUCCGGCCAUCCUCUCGGCAGCCUUGCAGCAAGCAGUCCAUAACAAGGCCCUGGCCUCUCCGGGGGCCGCUCUGGGAGAGAGGAAACAGGGGCCCAGCACAGGCAACAGCAGCAUCUGUAAGAGUCUCAAAAGCAAGGGGAGCCCCAGUCCUGCUGAGGUCACACUCGGCUAUCAGCAGCAGCCGCAGCAGCAGCAGCCGCAGCAGCCGCCACAGCCGCCGCCGCCGCCGCCGCCGCAGCAGCAGCAGCAGCAGCCACAGCAGCAGCGGGGUAGGGGGCAGUUCAGCCCAGAGGCCUCUCCCAGAGCCAAGGCCCCUUCUAGGAUCCAGGCUGACCCCUUGCGCCUCUCUCUCAUAGAGGAGGACAAGCUCUCUGCUCAGGGCUUCCCCGCCAAAAGCUACCUCCCAAGAAAGGUCCGGGAGCCCCUCGGGAAGCAGGUCAGUGGGGAGGUGGGGAGCAGGGGUGGGUCCGAGGGAGUCAGCUCAGCCUCUAGGAAGCAGGGCUUUGCCACGAGUCAAGGGGAGAGAGGGCAAACGGAAAGCAGCCGUCCGGAGGAUAGCGGCCGAGGCCCCCGAGCUGGCCACCCUGGCGCCUUCCAGAGCUCCGGUGGUCAGCCCAGAGGUCCGAGCUCAUUGGGGCUCUGGGCUGGUGGCCGGCAGGCAAACACGAUGCCCUCCAGGAAACCCGAGAAGGCUCUGGACGGGGCCCACUCCGACACGGACGGGCCGGCCAAGCCCAAGGCCUCGAAGGCGCCGUUCCGCCUGAGGAAUCUCUUCUCAGCCACCUUCCCAUCCUUGAUGAAGAAGGAGACUGACGAAUGGCAGGCCCAGCUACAGAAGGUAAAACAGUACGAGCUGGAAUUCCUGGAAGAGCUCCUGAAGCCCCAGAGCAAGGGGGACCUCCCUGCCCCGGAGUACCUGCAUCCCUCGGGCCCUGGCCGCUGUAGCUGCCAGCUGCGGAGCAGCCCCGUCCAGCAGGUGCCUGGCAUCUCCCGGGAGCAGCGCCGCAGCUGCGACUGUAAGCGGAUUUGCCGAGGAGGGAGACCCCAAGCAGCCCAGCUCCCCGCUCCUGAGCUGCUCCGGGGCAGAGAGAGAAACCGAGGCCUCCCCCUCCCGAAGCGCCCGGAGGCCCCCUCGGCUUUGAGUUUCAGCAGCCCCACCGAGAGCUGCCGAGUUCGGUCCACCAGCCUGGAAUCCCGGGAGUGCCGAUCAGAGCCUGAGAGUGGUGUGUCAUGCCUGGCCACCUGUGCUUCUAGGGGGGAGUGCAUGGCAGCCCCGCAUUAUAGGAAGCUCAUGCGCCGCUAUAGUGUUAGUGAGCUGGACAAGAGUGACCAGGCCUCUCUGACCUCUGACAUCUACCAGCACCCGCCCCUAGGGCUGCCGCCCAAAGAGGCAGAUGCUGGCUUUCCCCAGAGUGUGGGUCCCAAGGGCAAGCCCCAUGAGCCGAUGUCCCUGGGGGACCCCUCUUAUGUCCAAGUCACUCCCGAGGGCAAAGGCCCCAAAGCAACAGCCACAUUUUCCCUUCCAGAAGAGGUGUAUCCUGGCCCAGCUGAUCUGGAGGAGGAUGGCGAAGGCGACAAGUGCUGCUCCAUCCGCUACUGCUUCUAUUACCGCAAGUGUGACAUGGCCGACGACGGGAGUGACGGCAAGGAUGAGCUCUCCUACUCGAUCCCCAUGCAGUUCCUGCCGGGCAUGAAGCUGGACGAGCAGGUGGUGCCCGUGGUGAGCCACACCCUCCAGGUGUUGGAUGCCACCACCUGCGGCAGCAGCAGCCCCGAAGACAACCAGACCCAGGAGAUUGACCUGAGGAUCUCCACCUUUGAGGGGAGCCUGGCUAAGAUCAAUGCCCUGCAGGGCCACGUCUACGCCCUGCCCGAUGGCUUCCUGGCCGUGCAGCUGGACACCAAUGAGCUGUUGGCGGUCCUCCGGCAAUGUGUGGUGAACCCCGAGGUCCGGGGUCCCAAGCCCCACACCUCCCAGCUGUCCCAGUAUAAGCAGGAGCUGGCCCUCAAGUUCAAGGAGCUGCGGGCCUCCUGCCGCCGCGUGGCGGCAGUGGAUAAGAGCCCCACACACAUGCUGGCGGCCAUCACUGGCAGCUUCCAGGUGCUAAGCGGCCUCAUCGAGACCUUUGUGCGGCUGGUGUACAUCGUGCGCUCCGAGGCCCAACGUCAGGAGCUGCUGGUCAAGGUGGAAGAGGUCGUGAAGAACUACACCUUCCUGCUGCGGGCCGCCGAAGAGUCCACGGCCCGCACCCUGAACCAGCAACAGAUGGCGGCGGCGGCGGCCUUGGGGGCGACGGGACCAGCCCUGGAGCGCCCACCAUCGGCGACUGUUAUGAGCACAUUCACGCGCUCCUUGAAGACCCUGAUCAACAAGUAA
Molecule: messenger RNA, 2999 nt
Organism: Gracilinanus agilis (Agile Gracile Mouse Opossum)
Lineage: Eukaryota; Metazoa; Chordata; Mammalia; Didelphimorphia; Didelphidae
Gene: FRMPD3
Product: FERM and PDZ domain containing 3
Exons: 1
Source: RefSeq, a predicted model, not a curated record